AUGCUCGAUCUCAAGCCUGAAGAACCACCAGCAGCAAGCCCUUUCAUGUAUGGAAGUGGCAUGCUUGAUCCUGGCGUUCCACAUUACGCAGUGCCCCCCGUCGCAGAAUCGACAAGCCUUCUAGGGAGCCGGGAUAAUUUGCUCAACAGACAAAGUACAGUCGUUCCCAGUGUUGUUGGUGGUGCGAAGUCAAUUGCGCCCAGCGCUCCGCAUACCUUGCAAGCGGGCGGUGACUAUGGCUUAGGCCCUAAGGGAGAUGAUAAGAAGUAUGACAACCCCUUCUAUGACGAAGAUGGCCGCUACUUGGGCGAGCUUGAUCCUGAGUAUGCCGACCCCAAACAUAUCGAGAAAAAGGAUAUUACACUCGGUCGACGUGUCUGGACUGGCUUUGUCUGGGCCUUGACUUUCUGGAUUCCAUCGUUCGUCCUUCGCUUCGUGGGCCGAAUGAAGCGUCCGGAUGUGCGAAUGGCAUGGAGAGAAAAGCUCGUCCUCGUGUUUCUCAUUCUUCUCUUUAACGCUAUUGUCUGCUUUUAUAUCAUCGCCUUCGGUAACUUGCUUUGUCCAAACAAGGAUAAAGUCUGGAACGAGAAAGAGGUCAGUUAUCAUCAAGGGAAUAAUGACUUUUACGUCAGCAUUCACGGCAAAGUCUACGACAUCAGCAAGUUCUGGAAAAUCCAACACAGUGACACAAACAUUGAGACGACAACAUCAAACAUGGAGCCUUUCAUGGGUAAAAACAUGGACGCCUACUUCCCUCCUCCGCUUACUCGACUCUGUGGUGACUUUGUGACCGAUGAGUCUAUCACACUGAGAAAUAACGACACAAACGCGGUGUUGUAUUCAAAUGCCAAGCAUAGUUGUGGCCCUCUCGCGCAGACGGACCCGAACACGAAGCUGCACAAAAUCACCUGGUACGAAGAUGUCUUUCUACCAAAGAUUGACGAGUACUACAAGGGCUCCGUUGUAUGGAAGCGGAGUGAUGUGGCAAAACAAGCAGACAGCAGUUCACGGUCCUGGGUCAUCAAGGAUCAAAACAUAUAUGAUUUGACGGACUAUUUCUAUACCCUCAAGCAGAUGAACAACAUCGACAGUUACAACUUCCUGCCAAGCAGUAUCACAGAACUUUUCAAAAAUUAUCCAGGCACCGACGUAACGGACAAAUGGCCAGACAGUGAAAAUGCCACCAAAGCGCAAACUUGUCUGGAUUAUGUGUUCAAUAAAGGCAAGGUUGAUUUCCGUGAUACUGCGAGAUGCCAAGUCAAUAAUUACAUCCUGUUGGCAUUCACGUGUCUCAUUUGUGCUGUCGUUCUUGUCAAGUUCCUUGCUGCUCUCCAGCUAGGAUCCAAACGUCGGCCUGCCCCUCAGGACAAGUUCGUCAUCUGCUUGGUGCCAGCGUACACUGAGGGCGAGGACUCAUUGCGAAAAGGCCUUGAUUCAUUGACAGCUCUUCAGUAUGAUAACAAGAGGAAACUGAUUUAUGUCAUCUGCGACGGUAUGAUUGUCGGUGGCGGUAACGACCGCCCAACGCCCAAGAUCGUUCUGGACAUUCUGGGAGUAGAUCCCAAGAUCGACCCUCCUGCCUUACCGUUCAAAUCGGUUGGACAAGGCAGUGAUCAGCUCAACUAUGGAAAGGUUUACUCCGGACUUUAUGAGUAUGAAGGGAAUGUUGUUCCCUACAUUGUUGUCGUGAAGGUUGGCAAAGAGUCCGAGCAAAGCAAGUCCAAGCCUGGAAACAGGGGUAAGCGCGACUCUCAGAUUCAGAUUAUGAACUUCCUUAAUCGUGUACACCAUCGCGCCCCCAUGUCGCCUCUUGAGCUGGAGAUUUUCCAUCAGAUUAAUAAUGUGAUUGGCGUCGACCCUGAGCUCUAUGAAUACUGCCUGAUGGUGGAUGCGGAUACAAGUGUCCGAGAAGAUUCACUUAAUCGCCUUGUCGCUGCCUGUGCCAAUGAUGCCCGCAUUGCUGGCAUUUGUGGUGAGACGAGUUUGCAAAAUGAGGAACGAAGCUGGUGGACCAUGAUCCAGGUUUAUGAGUACUACAUUUCUCAUCAUCUCUCAAAAGCAUUCGAGUCCCUCUUUGGCAGUGUAACCUGUCUUCCUGGGUGUUUCUGCAUGUAUCGCUUGCGGACGGCGGACAAAGGCCGGCCUUUGAUCAUAUCAGACAAGGUUAUCAAAGAAUACGCAGACAAUGACGUUGACACGCUGCACAAGAAAAACCUGCUUUCUCUGGGUGAGGAUCGUUAUUUGACUACACUGAUGACGAAGCACUUCCCUACUAUGUCUUACAAAUUCAUCCCGGAUGCCUACGCUAGCACUGCCGCCCCCGAGACGUUCUCUGUCCUUCUGUCUCAGCGACGUCGCUGGAUCAACUCGACUGUCCACAACCUGGUGGAACUCGCUGCCCUGAAAGACCUGUGCGGCUUCUGCUGCUUCAGUAUGCGCUUUGUCGUAUUGGUUGAUCUUCUCGGAACCAUCAUCCUCCCGGCCACCUGUGUUUACUUGGGUUACCUAAUCUACAGUGUCGCCAGUGGUGGACCAAUUCCAAUCAUAUCUAUCGCCAUCUUGGCUGGUGUGUACGGCCUUCAGGCGAUCAUCUUCAUUGUGAAACGGCAGUGGCAGCAUAUUGGUUGGAUGAUCAUUUAUAUCUGUGCCUACCCGAUCUAUAGUUUCAUUUUGCCGAUGUAUUCCUUCUGGAAACAAGACGACUUCAGCUGGGGUAACACUCGUG
Aspergillus nomiae NRRL 13137 is the source of this 2725-nucleotide messenger RNA. Its product is annotated as chitin synthase. The transcript is spliced from 2 exons. NCBI's taxonomy places the organism in Eukaryota, Fungi, Ascomycota, Eurotiomycetes, Eurotiales, Aspergillaceae. Gene Ontology annotation, molecular function: chitin synthase activity. Gene Ontology annotation, cellular component: cell septum; cell periphery. The record is from RefSeq and is a predicted model, not a curated record. The annotation marks the transcript as partial.